Molecule: messenger RNA, 1118 nt
Organism: Magnolia sinica
Lineage: Eukaryota; Viridiplantae; Streptophyta; Magnoliopsida; Magnoliales; Magnoliaceae
Product: chromatin remodeling protein EBS-like
Exons: 5
Coding region: 89-739 (216 amino acids)
Molecular function (GO): chromatin binding
Source: RefSeq, a predicted model, not a curated record
CUCAUAUCUAUUUCUCAUCUCUCAUCUCUCUCUAUCUCUCUCUUUCUCUCUCUCCUUCAAGAUUGAUGUCCUUGUCUCCUUCCAUUCCAUGGCAAAACCUCGUCUGCCCAAGAAAACGUUAGACUCCUACACCAUCAAAGGCACCAACAAGAUCAUCAGAGCCGGAGACUGCGUCCUGAUGCGAGCCUCCGACCCAUCUAAGCCCCCCUACGUGGCGAAGAUCGAAAAGAUCGAGUCCAACGGCCGGGGCAGCAACGUGCAGGUCCGAGUCCGGUGGUACUACCGGCCUGAGGAGUCGAUCGGAGGCCGUCGCCAGUUCCAUGGUGCCAAGGAGGUUUUCCUCUCCGACCACUACGAUACGCAGAGUGCCGACACAAUUGAGGGCAAGUGCAUCGUCCACACCUUCAAGAGCUACACCAAGCUAGAUGCCGUUGGGAAUGAGGAUUUCUUCUGUCGCUUCGAGUAUAAAUCCUCCACCGGAGGAUUCAACCCUGAUAGAGUUGCUGUCUACUGCAAAUGUGAGAUGCCUUACAAUCCUGAUGAUCUAAUGGUCCAGUGUGAGGGUUGCAAUGAUUGGUUUCAUCCUCCUUGUAUAAAUAUGACCGUCGAGGAAGCAAAAAGGCUUGAGCACUUUUUCUGUCAUAUUUGCGCUGCUGAUGAUGAAAAGAAGACACAAAAUUCACACUCAGUCUCCAGACACUCAGAGCUUAAGAUGGACGGCAAACGCCGAAGGAGGUAAUACACCAAAGGUAGGAAUAUCUGAUCAUCCUUGGAGGCUAAGCAACAUAAUUCAAGAUGGCAGCAUUGAGCAAAGAGGCUUAAACCUGCAUCGAGGAGCUGCGCAUGGACUGGAUUGUGCAGGUUCGUAUUUCAGGUGUGUACAUUGUGUUCCCGUGGCAAUGUUUUUCAGGUCAAGGGGGUGCCUUCUUGGGUUUGUACAUAGUGUGUUGGCUUUCUCUUCUAGUUGAAGGGGUCUUGGUUUCAUGAUACCACCUCCUUAAGGCCGUCUCAACUCUCAAAGCUAGAAUAUUUAUGAAAUAGAUGGCCUUUAGUUCCAAUAUAAGCAUACUUGGAAUGUAACCCUUGUUGAGCAAUGAAACGAAUUCUUAUUUACUAAA